This is a messenger RNA of Dothidotthia symphoricarpi CBS 119687, 420 nucleotides long. RefSeq lists its product as uncharacterized. The record is from RefSeq and is a predicted model, not a curated record. Bases 1 to 420 code for a protein of 139 amino acids. The transcript has 2 exons. NCBI's taxonomy places the organism in Eukaryota, Fungi, Ascomycota, Dothideomycetes, Pleosporales, Dothidotthiaceae.
AUGCCUCUUUUCGGGUCACGCCGCGAGCCUUCUCCCCCACCUGCGCCAGCUCACACAGCCCGAACAGGCCUUUUCUCGCGCCGACGCUCCACAUCACCCUCGAACAUGCACAGAUCCCCACCAGCUACAUCACAUACCACCACGACCACCAAGCGCCACUCAUCCAUCCUACACAAAAGCCACUCAGGCGACCCAUCUAUUGCAGCUGCUACGCACAGCCUCCGGCAAGCCGAGGUUGCUGAAAGAGAUGCGGAUCGUGCGUUGUUCGUCGCGAAGAAUGCAGUAAGAGAGGCCAGAGAGCAUGUCAGGAGAUUAGAGAGGGAAGCAGCGGAGGAAGCGAGAUUGGCGAAGAUCAAGCAGGGAGAGGCAAAGGCGCUUGGAAAGAAAGGACGGGCUCUUGGUCGCCAUGACCAUGUCUGA